Molecule: messenger RNA, 1788 nt
Organism: Eimeria acervulina
Lineage: Eukaryota; Apicomplexa; Conoidasida; Eucoccidiorida; Eimeriidae
Exons: 7
Coding region: 1-1788 (595 amino acids)
Source: RefSeq, a predicted model, not a curated record
AUGUGCAUCCGGCCAGACCGGGUGGACCAGCCACCGGGGGACGAUACGAUUUUCCCGCGAAAGCAAGUCUUUCUUAACAGCAACAAUAAAGAUGAAAUAAGAAUGCUGAAUUGCGCUUUAAGACGGAACAUCGCUGGGGAGACCACAAGCGACAGCAUGUGGAUGUUAAGGGCAGUCAAGUUCCUGCUUCUGGCAGUGGCAACAGCACUGGUGGUCCUUUCCAUAAACGGCAGGGCUGUACAAAGCACGUCGCAAACCUGGUUUCGGCAAAAGCUACUUCGGGUAAGCUGGAGCGGCUUGGAUGCUUUCCCGAAGUUGAGUUUUAACUCAGCCAAUACAUGCCUUAAACUAAUUGAGUCAACUCCUCUGACCGAUAUUCCUAAGGUGAGCAGCCUUUCGGACCUCAUUACCCGUCUGGACGUAGCAGGCUUCAAGGGUCGCCGGACAGAAGCGGACUUGUUACACGUUUUUCAAAGCGUGAUGAAGUGCUUCAGAAGCUUUUCGCCACCGCCGGGCCUUGUACUUGACUUCGCGCCGAAUGUAACCAAUCCCGAUGAUCUGAUUAGAGGCUUUUUCAUUUUUGUCCCACCAGGGCAGUUGAUCCAUGGCCCCGUUGUGGAUCGAGCCUCCCAAACCAGCUUUGCUGAAAUGACUGCUGAUGAAGAUGCACAGCCAAAUACUGAGCAUGUGCCGCCAGCGGGAGACGAGACAGAAGAUUCAAGACCCCUUAGGACAGUGCAGUUCGCUAGUAGUCCAAGACAUAUUCUUGCACGUAUCGUAGUGGAAGUCCUUUCACACUUGAGGGGCCCAACAUGCCUGCAAGCAGCAAAACGGCUGGAUGGAGUCUCUCGCUUUCUUUUGCGUAACAACUCCAAAGCUGCUUUGAUGGAGCCACUCCUGGUCUUUUCCCUCAUUCAGGGAAAUGCCGCAUCUGCUGCCAAAUUCUACGAUUUCCAGAGCUCACCUGAGGUUGCUGGUGCAGAUCAGCUACAGCUUCGGGAGACGCCCCAAACUGCUGCAAGCAGUUCACUAGAGGCUGGCGUAUACGACCCUAUCCAGGUGGUCACUUUCUUUGACGUUGCGAAAUCCGGCUAUACAAAUGCAGUUAAGAGGUUCGAAAGGUAUCUAAGCAAACCCGCUGACGAAAGGGUUGUAGGCGCAAUGCUCUUCGGCAACUCUCUUGCAAACCCCAGCACGCAUAAGAAAAUUACGGACACCGGCAGAGCUGUUGGCUUUAGCGAGGAAACUUUGCAAAGCAUGGUCACCUACAUCGGCCACCAGGCCAUUGAUAUAGGAGACGCAGCUUCGAUCCUCUUGCCGAAUGCACCUAGAGUUUCUGCCUUCCUUCGCGGCGUUAGCUUCUACGCAUUUGAGAGUGUCUUCAAGCAGAAUGGGGAAUACGUCAUGCCGGGACUGCCGUGUGGUGGUAACCUAACUGGCAGGAUGGUGGAGACUUUGACAGGGAAGAGCCUUGGCAAAAAAUACUUUGUGUACAAAUAUACACAGCCGCUCCAGGGCAGUUCAGUUCUUCCGGACGGAGUGUGGAUGCCAGACUCAGAAUCUCAAGUGGCGCGGUAUCUAACAGAGAACCAGCAGCUGCAGGGGGAUUACUUGCUCCAAUACCUGCCACGCGUCUGCGUACGCGAUUCUCUGUUCCGAAGAUGCUCGAAGAAGCCUCCCUCAAAUACAAAGACUAACGAACAGUUGUUAUGCCUCUUCAUCAGUACCCAUCAGGGCUUCUUCUUCGAAGUCGACGGUGGGGCUCAGCCAUUGCUGUUUUGCGAAUAG